UUUUGUUGUCCGUACAGCAAAUUUGAAUUAAUAUUCUUUUUGGCAAAUAAAUCUUUAUCCUCAACGAUCCAACAUGCCGUCGCAUAGAAUUCUGUCGGUCGGAUCGGAUGAGAGCGUUGUGAUCGCCGGAGUGUCUGGUCGGUUCCCCAGGGCCGAUAAUGUUCGCGAGUUCGCUCGCAGUUUGUAUGCUAAGCAAGAUUUAGUGGACGAUUUGGAGACCCGAUGGAAGCACACGAUGCAGGACGUACCACGCAGGACCGGAAAGAUCAACAAUUUGGAGAAUUUCGAUGCUGAUUUUUUUAGGGUGGGUCGAUAUGAACGAGACACGAUGGAUCCGCAGAUGCGCAUGACAAUCGAACACGCCUAUGAGGCUAUGCUCGAUGCCGGAGUCAAUCCACAAAGCAUGCGAGGAUCCAGGACGGGAGUGUUUAGUGGAGUGUGUUUCUCGGAGACUGAAGUCAACAUGUACUACAGAGCUUGCCCUCCGCGGGGACUUGGAUUGUUGGGUUGUUCCAAAUCACAGAUUCCAAAUCGUGUUUCCUAUCUAUUGGAUUUCAAGGGACCAAGUUAUGUGCUGGAUACGGCUUGCAGCAGUUCAAUGUAUGCCUUGGACGUGGCGUACCGAAGCAUGAUGAAUGGCGAGUGCGAUGCUGCAAUAGUGACGGGAGCGAAUCUCACGCUGCAUCCUUUCAUAACAUAUCAGUUUGCAAUGCUGGGAGUGCUGUCGAAAAAUGGGUUAUGUCGACCUUUUGACAAGGAUGCAACGGGGUAUACUCGCUCAGAGGCAGUGUGUGCUGUGUUUUUGCAGAAAGCUAAAGAUGCGAAACGCAUCUAUAGUUAUGUCGUUCAUUCUUCUGCGAACUGUGAUGGGUUCAAAUCUGAAGGAAUUACUUACCCCUCGGGAUUAGUUCAGCAGCAGCUUCUUACUGAGUUCUACGACAAAGUAGAAAUCAGUCCCACGGAAGUUGCUUAUGUUGAAGCGCAUAGCACCGGUACAUUUGUGGGAGAUCCGGAGGAAUGCGAUGCAAUCGAUAAGGUGUAUUGUACUGGUCGGAAAGGGCCUCUAUUGGUAGGGUCUGUUAAAUCCAGCAUAGGGCACACGGAGGCUUCGGCAGGAGUAUGCUCAAUAACAAAAUGCAUCAUUGCGAUGGAAAAUGGCCUAAUUCCUCCGAACAUCAACUUUACUGAGUGCAGGCCAACUAUCCCCUCUCUUAUGGAAGGACGUCUAAAAGUUGUUACCGACACUAUUCCUCUUCCGGGACCGUUGGUUGGUAUCAAUUCCUUUGGUUUCGGAGGGGCAAACGCUCAUGCUUUGCUUUGUCGGAACUUGAAGGAGAAGAUCAAUAGUGGAGUACCAGAUGAUGAUCUACCUAGGUUAGUCAUAUGGUCCGGAAGAACUCGAGAAGCCAUUGAAUACAUGUUUCAGGACAUAGGUCAACGCCCGCUGGAUGUAGAAUUUAUUGCGCUUUUGUACAACAUUCAGAGACAGCCUACCGCAGGUCAUCGCUAUCGAGGAUUCGGAAUCUAUCAAAAGAAUGGAGAACGGCCAGCUGUGCUACAAUCAUCGUAUAUUGAUCGGGUAAAAAUUGAAACACUUCCGGUGGUAGCUGUUUUUGGUGGACUGAACAACAACUGGAGACGAGAGUUGGAUGCGUUGCGACAGUUCUCCAUUGCGGAAACUACAUUCGUGAAAUGCAGGGAAAUUCUCCAAACACUGAAGUUCAAUCUCUACAAAAAGCCCUCUGAAAAAGAAAGCUUAUUAUAUAAUAUGCUGGGCACAACGAUUCUGCAACUGUCCAUCGUUGAUUUACUGAGCUACAUCGGGGUUAAGUUCGAUUUCUAUGGAGGACAUUCCAUUGGACAGUUUACAUGCGCCUAUAUUGAUAAUUGUUUGACGCUCGAACAAGCUCUUCAUCUGGCAUACUGGACUGGUUUAGUUUAUUCUGAUUGUCAUGCGGUUUGCGAUCGUACUGCGUUCGUCCGAAUAACCUCUAAAUUAAAUCAGCUUCCGUUCAAGAAAUUUAUCAAGGAUGACUCAACUUCGUUUGGCGUACUGACCGCUGCUGAAACAGUUAUCGCAGAACAGGUACGCCAAUUGAAAUCAUCUGGAUUCGCUGCUGAGGAGCUAUCAUUUAUAGAUAUCCAUUCGGAUUCGAAGAAAUCUUCAUUGCUUGGAAACAAGUUACGUCAGAUAGUCAACACUGUAUUAACAAGUGUAUUGCUGCCUAGUGAAAAGUGGAUUACUUCUAGAUUACCGCAGAUUUCUUCAAUCUUUCAUUCGCCAAAGCUUCACGACGUGACAUCCGUUGUGAGUUUGAUUGAGAAAAUACCCCGUCAUUCAUAUGUCGUUGAGUUCGGAUGCUCACAACCCCUUGAAAAUGUUCUUCGUCUGUUGAACCACAACUCGAUCUACAUGCCAUGCAAUGAGCCUUCUGAUGAUAUCAGCCGAUUGUUGUGUCGAAUAGGACAUUUAUAUUUGACGGCACAGGAUCUGGACAUUGCCAAACUAUACCCGGUAGUUCAGUUUCCGGUGUCCCGAGGAACUCCAAUGAUCUCACCACUGAUCCGUUGGGAUCACCGGGAAAAAGCUUUUGUUGUUAAGUAUUCUUGGCAAGAGCGUAGGAAGAGCAACUUAAUGUGGUACAAGAUCUCCUUGACUAGUCAAGAAUUUCAACAUAUCGUUGGUCAUUGCAUCGAUGGCCGGGUUUUGUUCCCAGCUACAGGAUAUUUGCAAUUGGUUUGGGAGUUGAUGGCUUUUAUUGCAAAUCGGGAUACAAUUGAUUGUCCGAUUGAGUUCGAAGACGUUAGAUUUUUGCGAGCCACCACUAUAACAAAAGGACGGAAUGUUGAGUUGCUUGUUUCUAUUCAGGAAGAGUCCGGCUGUUUUGAGAUUUCUGAAGGAGAUUCGAUGGUUGUUUCUGGAAUCACAAGAUGGUUGGUCAAUGAAAAUUAUACUCCAGUAGUAGAAAUGGCUUCCUCGGCACCAGUACUGCCAACGCGGGACUUCUAUAAGGAACUUAGACUGCGAGGUUAUCACUACACAGGACUAUUCAAAUCUGUUCUGGAAGCUAGAUCUGAUGGCACGAUGGCAAAAAUCCAAUGGAAGGGCAAUUGGACGGCGUUCUUAGAUGGCAUACUUCAAGUGGGAAUCAUUGGUCUUGAUUCGCGAUCUUUGAUGGUCCCGACAGUCAUUGAAAAGCUUUGCAUCUCGCCGAAAACUCAUUUGGCAAUGAUGGAGCGUGAAGAAGACUGCGAGUUCUACAGGAUCAAAAGCUGCCCUAAAACAAAUGUUUCGAUUUGCGGUGGGAUCAUGGUUUCCAAUCCUCGAGCUAGCACGGUGGGUCGUAGGAACCCUCCUGGAAUUCCCGUGCUAGAGACGUACCAAUUCGUACCGUAUCAAGCUAACGAACAAGUUUCUACUCUAGAAGCAAUCAGAAUGUGUGUCCAGUUGGCGUUGGAGAAUGUCCCGAUGCUAUCCGUAAGUGUGACAGAAAUUCACAGCGAGAGAGUUCCGGUUGUAGCACACUUGUUCGGAGAUGCCAUCGCUGAUCUUCCAUUGGUAAAAGCAAAUCUGACCGUCUUAGCAGAAGCUGACAUGGAGCUGCAAAACAUCACUGUCAAAUUGGAGAAGCUAUCUGAACAAUCGAACCAAUUGUUCUUGAUCACUGAUAGUAACUGGAGUGAUCCAAACUUUUUGCAAAGUGCCACUGGUAUCUUGGUUGACUGUGGAUUCAUAAUUGUUCGCGAGAAAGCAGAUUUUAAGCUGGAGGAGCUAAACCUACCAGAAGAACUCAAUUUGGUUGCAUCGUUUCGAGUUGACCAAGGUGAAACAUUUAUUUGCUUGCAGCGUAAAAGUAGGGGCUUCAGCGAAACUCCAACCGUCCUGAAAGUUGAUUCGUGCGAUUUUAGUUGGCUUGCAGAGCUAAAGCAAGCUGUGAAAGUCCGGUCUGUAAUUUUGUUCUCGCAAAAUGACUCAGUAUCAGGCGUAAUCGGCUUGGUGAACUGCAUCCGUAAGGAGCCUAAAAUGCAAACAGUGCGAUGCGUACUUAUCGAUGAUCCAAAAGCGCCAGAAUUCACUUUGAAUGAUUCGUAUUAUAAGAAACAGUUGGAUUUAGGACUUGCAAUCAAUGUCUUACGGAAUGGCGUAUGGGGUAGUUAUCGUCACGCGUUGUUAUCGAAAAAACCAAAACUUGAGCCCGUCUCCAAGCAUUGUUUCGCGAACACUCUGACAAAGGGUGAUUUGUCAUCCAUGAUGUGGUUCACAGGGGCUUAUAACGAGAUGGACAAUGUAGGAACUAGGGUGAAUGUUUCGUGCUGUGCCUUGAACUUCCGCGAUGUGAUGGUUGCCACAGGAAGGUUGUCAUCAGACGUGAGCUCAUUCCACAGGUUGGAAGAGGAGUGUGAAUUAGGAUAUGAGUUCGCUGGGGUUACUGAAGAUGGUCGUAGAGUCAUGGGAACUUUGCCUGCAGGAGCAUUAUCUUCGGUGGUGGAUGUUGAUCCCUGUCUUCUGUGGACAGUUCCUGACAGCUGGAGUCUACAAGAUGCUUGUACCGUGCCAGUUGUGUAUAAUACUGUUUUAGCAGCGUUCACUAUGUGUGCUGACAUUAAGAAAGGGCAGUCUGUAUUGAUCCAUGCAGGAACUGGAGGAGUUGGACUAGCUGCAAUCAAUGUUGCCCUUGCGUAUGGAAUGGAGGUGUUCACAACUGUAGGAACGGAUGAGAAAGCAAAUUUCCUGUUGAAUGAGUAUCCUACUCUGAAGCGAGAGAACAUUGGAAAUUCCAGGGAUUUGUCUUUCGAGCAGAUGAUCAAACUAAGAACCAACGGAAGAGGAGUUGACUAUGUGUUGAAUUCGUUAGCUGAAGAAAAGUUACUGGCUUCAGUUAGAUGCUUGGCGAACGGCGGACAUUUCUUAGAAAUAGGAAAGUAUGACAUGGCUCGGGAUUCUAAGCUAUCGAUGGAGCUAUUUAGGAAGGGAAUUACAUUUACAAGCGUGAUGUUGGACUCUUUGAUUAGGGAUGGCCCAAAGCGAAAACAUGAUUUACAAACCAUGCUCAAAGAAGCAAUGCGAGCGGGGAUCGUUAAACCGCUAAGGACAACUGUUUUUGAAGUUGCAGAAUUGGAGAAAGCAAUGAGAUUUUUAGCCAGCGGAAAGCACAUGGGCAAAGUGGUGAUUAAACUGCGUGAAAACGAGAAUGAUGCCAUGACGUUACCGAUUUCUUACUAUCCCCAUGUGUUUUGUAAUCCGGAUCAAGUGUACGUAAUUGUCGGUGGGUUGGGUGGCUUUGGUUUGGAACUGGCUGACUGGCUUAUCCUUCGUGGAUGCAGGAAACUGGUGUUUAGCUCCAGCCGAGGCAUUACGAAACCUUACCAGGAGUACAGAAUUGGAAUUUGGAAUGGCUAUGGCGUUCGCACGCAUGUAUCCACUGCAGAUGUAACUACAAUGAGUGGUUGUCGUACUCUGUUGGAGGAGGCUUCUCGAAUCGGCUCAAUUUCAGCAAUCUAUAACUUGGCCGUACAGCUUCGUGAUGCCAUUUUAGAGAAUCAGACCGUUGAGAAGUUCGUAGAAUGUUUGGCACCUAAGGCGAAGGCAACGGAAUGCCUUGACAUUGUCAGUCGUGAGCUAUGUCCUUAUUUAAAAUAUUUCAUCGUGUUUUCUAGCGUUUCUUGUGGUCGUGGAAACGCAGGUCAGAGCAAUUACGGAAUGGCUAAUUCUGUGAUGGAGCGGAUUAUAGAGCGCAGAGUUAAGGAGGGCCUUCCCGGUAAGGCAAUUCAAUGGGGAGCUAUUGGGGAGGUUGGACUGGUUGCAGAUAUGGCAGAAGACAAAGUUGAUUUGGAAAUUGGAGGAACACUGCAGCAACGAAUUUCGUCGUGUCUUCAAGAGAUGGACUACUUGCUGACAUGCGAAGAUCCAAUCGUGGCCAGUAUGGUAGUGGCCGAGAAGAGAUCAGGAAGUGGUUCAAAGAAUGUAAUAGAAGCAGUGAUGAAUAUAAUGAGCAUUCGAGAUUUAAAGUCGGUUUCGAUGGAGAGCACUUUGGCGGAUAUUGGAAUGGAUUCGUUAAUGGCAGUGGAAAUCAAACAGGUUUUGGAAAGAGACUUCGAUAUAGUUUUGUCCCCACAAGACUUGAGAACACUAUCCUUCGCAAAAUUGUUAAAAAUGGACGAGGAGAAAAAGCAAGCCGCUAUCGAUCAAGAAACCAGAGAAAGCGAUCAAACAGCUGCUGGAAUGCAAAUGUUGUUAAGAAACCUUGGUAACGAGGAGACCAGUGAUACCACGUUCCUACGAUUGCCUUCUGCUGGUGAGGAAGGACGUCCAUUCUUAGUUAUUCCUGGCAUUGAAGGUGUCGCGGGAAAUGUAUGGAAGACAAUAGCCAAGGGAGUAAAAUCUCCUGUUUAUAUGUUGCAAUCAAGUGCUACUUUAGAAUGUGAGAGCAUCUCAAGCAUUGUUGAACGAAUCAUUGAUGAACUUUGUAAUUUAAUGUUCAGUGAUUUUGAUAACUACACAAUAAUUGCUUAUUCAUUCGGUUCGCUCAUUGGCAUCGAAAUAGCCAGAUAUCUACAGUCGAAAGGCAUCCGUGGAGAACUUGUUUUAUUGGAUGGUGCUCCAAAAUAUCUGAAAUAUUGGUCUUUGAAGCAACUGCAUAAUAACCCAUCAGAUGAAGAAGUGCAGAAGCUAAUUUUACUCGUUUUGUUCGCCAUGAUAUUUCCGGACGAUCGCUCAGAGACAGCAAUGUCCAUUUUGAAAAUAUCCUCAUUCGACAACCAGAUUGAGAAACUAAUCGAAUUGGGAGCGGAACAGAGUGAAUAUUCACCGGACUACACAAGAGGAAUGGCGAGUGCUCUUUGCAGAAGAGUGAAAAUGGCAGCGUUAUUGAGCCUCGAUGAAGAUCAACCACUGGACCUUCCCAUUACGCUGGUACGACCAACCGAGCAGCCUUUUACGGAUAUUGAGGACAACUAUGGAUUGUCGAGCUAUACGACAGGUGAAAUAACGCUCCGAACGGUUGAGGGAAACCAUGUGUCCAUGCUGGACAAUGCUGCUCUAGUGGAGAUAAUUAAUAAUUUUUGUUUAUAAUCAUGGUUUAGAAUAUUCUUAAAAUAAUGUUUUUGUGAAUUUCAUUUGAUUUGAAAUGUACACGAAAUACAUAUUUAUAUUUUUAUAUGAAUUUCAUUUUAAUUUAAUUUAUAUUCAUAAUUAUGAUGUGAGAAACCGGGAAACGUCGUUGUGUAAAUAGUUAUGAAUUUUAUUAUGUAAGAAGACCCAGCAAACACAAGAUCGUUGUAUAGUAAAUACGUGUACAAAAUGGAGGCCAUGUACGUACACUUUGCAUGCAGUCAAUUAGUGGCAUGCGCCUAUAUCGUCUCCAACUUGUACUCUUAUUCACUAGCAACUUUGUGUGGGCUCAGCCCACAGUAUAAUGAAAACAGUAUAAUGAAAAAAUAAAUUUCCCGAUACUAAUUUGCAUGUAAACUUGAAACGGCUUGUGCUAAAUCAGUUUUAAUACAAAUGAGCUCAAAUUUUCAGAGGACACUCAGAACAUGGUAAAGAAUCAAAUGAGCACUGUGGAGCAAAAUCAAUUUUUUGAACCACCCUAAUACACAUGUCUAUGAAAAUGGUAGUUUUCAUAUUAAUAAUAUCAAUAUGCGAUGUCAGGAACUGGUUCCGUAUUUUGGAGUUGUAUCAAGCAGUGUAAACAUUAUUAUGCAACAAAGUAACCUUGUGAAAUGCUUGCGAUAGGUAAGGGAAGGUGGUCGGUUGUCGGCACCCCGUCGUAACUUUUGACAGAAAACAUACGUGGUCAUUCUGACAUUUGCCAUACGUGUGCUAUGUAAGCACGAUCUUGUUGUGUCCAUUUCCGAAGCAUAUAGAAGUCUUUCUUACGUUUUACAGAUAAAACACUUUUUUGUCAAGUGAAAACCUUCUCCAAAGGUUUUUUUUGGUCAUUGGCUUAGUGUUAUGAACCGAAGUUAAAUGAUCGAAAUGGUGAGCGCAUUACGUAUUUACUAAGCAAAUUUACUCUAUUUUGUGAUUCAAUAUUGAAUGCCACCGUAGCGGUCACAAUUUAACUAUUAUUUUCAUUUUUCAAAAGGGUUACUUAUUUAGGUUGUCGGCACCCAGGUGAUUAUCAAGGGAAAUCAUCAGUUUAUUGCCUAAUUUUAGACUAUAAGCCAAGUUGUUAGCAAAACUAACAUUUUUUGAAAUCUGUACAAAAUGUGUAUAAUGUACUUAAAUGUAAUAAAGUCCCGUUACGCUGGGAUAUGAAUAUGUACUCUGAAGUAGUGCGUAACGGUGUAAAUCCGGUCAUAUCGCCAGGUUCGGUACAACACUGAAUCCCAGGUGUCAGGCGACCCGUGCUGAGGGGAUGAAUGACCUGGGGGUGAAACAAUUUGCCAGGCAGUUAACGGAGCCUGUAAUGCUGGGUAGACACUUUUCGUGUUGCAUUACGGAGUAAGAUCUACCACACUGUGCUUUAGUUCUUACUAUUCUUGUUAAUACUUAUGAGUGAUGCUCGGAAGAGUUUGGAACGACUUUAAUUUGCUUUUAGAUGACCCAUUUUUUGCGCCUUUUGGAUGGAGUCAAUGAAGUAAAUUGUAAAAAUGAAACUCAAUCUUAGGCUGGUUUCGAAGCCGACGACAUGAAUUUCCAAACUCCAGAGCGCUGAUUAAUUAGGAAAGAAGCGGAUACGAAUUUGGUAGAUCUGCUGAACCAUCUGACUGAUUAGAGCUCUGUGAAAAGGUGAGAUUUGCCAAACGCAAUGAAAUCAGAUCUCUAUACAAAAACGAAUUCGGAACUCAUAAGAAGAACCAAAAAUACGUUUGAACUUCAGUACCGAUGCAUGGUCAAAAUCACUAUUAUCAAACUUAUUGUUGAGCCGAAACUGAUUGAUACUACAAAACUCGCGUGAUUUUUGAAAACGUCGUAUGUCCAAGACUCUCUUUCAUUACGGUCUUUUUCACUAAUAUCGAAGCUGGUUUUGCAUUUAUUGCAAUAUUUCCACCUCUGCACGCCAGACGUUACUAUUUUCUUCAGAUCUCUGUUGAAACAUCCGAUGUAAAUGUUAGUAUGGCUUCGUAAUAAUCGAAAGAGAAAGUAAACAAAGAGAGCCUCUCUUUUGGACUUACGACGUUUUCAAAAAUCACGCGAGAAAAGUUCAAUUAAAUGGACGCAGUGGUUCAGCCCGAACAAAAAAAAAAGAGAAGGAAAAAAAUUAUUGCUAUUGACACAAUAAAUCUUGAUCUUUCCAGCCAUAACGCUCCCACUUAAUAUUUUUUCAUUUUGAGUGUUUUUCAGGGUGCCGACAAUCGACCACCUUUUUUGAAAUGGCAUAAAAUCAACGCUUAACAAAAUUGUUAAUAUAUUUUUUUCCAAUAGAUGAAAUAAAACAAAUUUCUCUACCGAUUAUUA
Molecule: messenger RNA, 9403 nt
Organism: Armigeres subalbatus
Lineage: Eukaryota; Metazoa; Arthropoda; Insecta; Diptera; Culicidae
Product: fatty acid synthase-like
Exons: 6
Coding region: 74-7072 (2332 amino acids)
Biological process (GO): fatty acid biosynthetic process
Molecular function (GO): phosphopantetheine binding; oxidoreductase activity; 3-oxoacyl-[acyl-carrier-protein] synthase activity
Source: RefSeq, a predicted model, not a curated record